AAAAAAAAUUAGCAACUGCUGUAAAGGUCAAUGAAGGAGUUGGCUGGAAAAUAAUCUGCAGAUUUUAGACAUGCGCAGUUAUGGGAUGCCAUAUUGGAAGAAGGUUUCGGCUGGGCAGCUGAAAAAGACGCCGCUCCCCGUCUUCAGCCGAGCUCUAAACGGGGUCGUGGAUUAAAACGGCGGAAAAACUUCAUUACGGUGAGAGGAUAGGAGGCCAUGCUCUGAAGCACGGACAGACGGCGGAGAGUGGGCAGGAUGUCAUCCUUUGUGGCGGAUGUCCAGGAAUCGGCGCCGCUGGUAUUGCCGGGGAAGUCGCAGAGCCCGGCCAAUGGGAAGGGAGAACAGCUCCACUCAGAUGGAGACUCCACAGAGGAGGUGGACUUCAGCUGGGAGGAGUUCCUGGAGGAGAACGGGGCAGUGGCCGCCCCCCACACUGCCUUCAAACAUGUGGAGAUCAGCCUGCAGAGCAGUUUCCAGCCCGGGAUGAAGCUAGAGGUGGCCAAUAAGGGCAAUCCGGACACUUACUGGGUGGCGACCAUCAUCACCACGUGUGGACAGCUGCUGCUGCUACGUUUCUGCGGCUACGGUGACGAGCGCAAGGCCGAUUUCUGGUGCGACGUCAUGACGGCUGACCUGCACCCUGUGGGCUGGUGCACCCAGAACAACAAGGUGCUGAUGCCCCCGGAAGCCAUAAAGGAACGCUGCAGCGACUGGACAGAGUUUCUGAUCCAGGAGUUGACCGGUGCUAGGACCGCGCCCGCCAACCUGCUGGAAGGGCCCAUGCGUGGGAAGAACACGGUGGACCUGAUCACAGCAGGCUCCGUGGUGGAGCUCCAGGACAUGCGAGAGCCCUUCCUGUACUGGACGGCGCGGGUGCUGGAGAACACAGGCGGCCGGCUACAUCUGCGCCACGUGGGCUUGGAGGAUGAAGCCCACGACACCUGGCUCUUCUACCUGGAUGUGCGGCUCCGGCCCAUGGGUUGGUGCCAUGAGAAUCACUACACCAUGGAGCCUCCUGCUGAGCUGCGGAGUCUGAAGAGCACCCCCGAGUGGCAGGAGGCCUUGGUGCAGGCGCGUGCCGAGGCGGAGCAGAACCCACUACCUUUGGAAGUGUUUAAGGACCACGUCGAAGUGAGAAAGCACACCUUCAGGACGGGGAUGAAGCUGGAGAUGGUGUCUCCUGGGAAGCCCUUCCACAUCUGCCCCGUGUCUGUAACCCAGGUAUACAAUGAGUACUACUUCAAGGUAAUGGAGGAUGACCUCACUGCCGAGGCCACGCCCCUCUCGGUGGUAUGCCACGCCCAGUCUCCAGGAAUCCUGCCCACACAGUGGUGCCUUAAGAACGGGGUAUCGCUGGAAAAGCCCAGAGGCUACCCCGGGCAGGAUUUCGACUGGGCCGACUACCUGAAGCAGAGUGGCACUGAGGCCGCCUCCGACUCUUGUUUUCCUGAAGCUAAGCCCAGAGGCUUCUCUAAGGGCAUGUGGCUGGAGGCUGUGAACCACCUGAAGCCUUCUCAGAUCUGCGUGGCCUCCAUCACCCGCGUGACUGGCCGGCUGCUGUGGCUCCGCUUCGAGGGACUGUCGCUGUCGCUCCCAGACUGCAUUGUGGAUGUGGAGUCCAUGGCCAUCUUCCCCUUGGGCUGGUGCGAGACCAAUGGUUACCAACUGACUCCCCCACACAAGCCCGUCUGUCAGAAGCAGAGGAAGAUCGCGGUGGUGCAGCCUGAGAAACAAUUGUGUACGGAAUAUCCUAUAGAUUUCCAAUAUGGAGACUUGUGGAAUUGAUGUAAUCUUCCCUAAACUCGAGUUUGAAACACCACAGGCUCCACCAAUGGGAAGUACUGUUGCUCCCAGAUAUUCGUCAACCAUCGGUGCUUCUCCGGGCCGUACCUGAACAAGGGCCGCAUCGCAGAGCUGCCCCAGGCCGUGGGACCGGGCAAAUGCACCCUGGUGCUCAAGGAGGUGCUCAGCAUGCUGAUCAACGCAGCGUACAAGCCAGGCCGUGUGCUCAGGGAGCUGCAGCUCGUGGAGGACCCCCAGUGGAACUUCCAAGAGGAAACGCUGAAAGCCAAGUACAAGGGCAAGACGUACAGGUCGACCAUCAGGAUCGUGCGCAGGUCAGACCAGGUGUCUGACUUCUGCCGCAAGGUCUGCCUGAAGCUGCAGUGCUGCCCCAAUCUGUUCAGCCCCACGCUGGUCACCGACAAGUGCCCUGAGAACUGCUCUGUGCAGACGAAAACCAAAUACACUUAUUACUAUGGGAAGAAGCGUAAGACGUCAGUGGGGGAAGCCUCUCCGGAGAGCGGGAUCUCCAAGCCGGCCAGACGCAGGAAAAAGAGGAAAUCCAUCUUCGUCCAGAAGAAGCGUAGAUCGUCAGCAGUGGAUUAUACUCCAGUGGGGUCACCUCAGGACAGUGAGGAAGAUGAGGAUGGCGAAGACCAGUCAGGCAGUGAGGAGGGCACCAGCUCUGAGCCACGUGGGGACCUGACUGACACGUCGUCGGUGGAGGCGUCCGUGAGCCAGCGUCCGCGCCGCGCUGUUACGCUGCGCCGCAGCACCGACCCAGGAGCCCCCGCAGGCUCGGACCGCGCCCGCCGCAAACGCACCACCCGUUCCCUGUCCUACAGCGACACCGCGAAGUACCACCCGGCCAAGCGUCAGGUGACCAAGGUGGAGAACGAGGAGGAGGAGAAGCUGGUUCUGGAUAGCAACCCCCUGGAGUGGACGGUGGCCGCUGUGGUCCAGUUCAUCCGCUCCACCGACUGUGCAGCACUUGCCAAGAUAUUCCAGGAACAGGACAUUGACGGCCAGGCUCUGCUGCUCCUCACCCUGCCCACGGUCCAGGAAUGCAUGGACCUAAAGCUGGGCCCCGCCAUUAAGCUGUGCCAUCAGAUUGAGAGAGUCAAAGUGGCCUUCUAUGCUCAAUACGCCAAGUGACCAUGCAUGGGAGUGUUUUUUUUUUGGGGGGGGGGGUGGAGCUGCACAUGCAGAAGAACUGGAACAUGCAUUGGAUUUUAUUUUAUUUUUUGGAGUUUUUCUAUUGAGGAGGCUGGGCCCCAGUAAAAUGUUCUGUGAAACUGAUUUUGGAUUCCAGGAUCGUGCCGGAAUCCUGUGGGGAAUCCCCGUCGGAUCAUUAACGGGACUGUUCCCGGAUAGGUGUCCCGUUUCUGACUGCGGGUGCAGGCGGAUAAGCGAGUGGGAGUCCUGGGCUUUCUGUUUGUGUAUCCGGAACGACCUGACCCCGGCUCCGGGGGGGGGGCGUGGUGUCGGACACGCUGGUCUUGCAGUCCGCACGCUCUCUUAAACAACAAUCUGAAUGGGAAAAUCGCCGGUUAGCGAUAGGCUGACAGUGAGCCAAACACCAAACCACACGGCACGCCAGGGCGGUUUGGCGACUCAGGAAGCCGCUGCCCUUUACCGUCUUCAGGUUCCGCUCUGUACCAAUCAUAUCGCAGGCUCUGCUUCUGGCCGAGCCGCCCAGCAAAGUCACAAGUUCUUGUGGAUGAAGAUAACAGCACAGGGAAGUGACCAUCCCUCCAUUGUCUACUUUGUGGUCAUUGUUCUGGAGAUCUUUUUAAGCUGAAAACCAGCAUGGAUACUGUCCGAUUUCUGUGUGUGUGUACAGUGACUGUCACCCUGGCCUAUGUUUCCAUGUCGGGUUGUUUAAUUUCCUUACAUUCCUGCUGAACUCCUUAAAAUUGAUUCCUCACAUGGAAGUAAAGCAGUUCUUUGUAAGAUAAUACCUUUGUCAAAAUGAAUAGUGGCAUGUUGAUAUAUUUUGGUGGUGGUUCAUUUAGCCUUAUUAAUUUGACGGAUUUCCCUGAAUUAUUCACCAUCUAUGUUAUUUUACUUUUUGGUUGAGAAUUUGGGGUUUACUGGCUUCAGGUCUACUCAGAAACAUUUUGAGGAGGAAUUCCUGCAAACCGUGAACCAGACACUUAAUCCUGGUUGUGUGUUUACAGUGUAAAUAGGAUCAAAACCAGGACCAACCAACAGGGUGCAUGAGACCAGUAUUGUUUUUUGACGACUGGGGAGAUAUUACUGUCAUCUGGUUCCUCGGCAAAGAGGGCACUUUAGGAAGACUUCAGUGCCAAGUACCGCCAUUGCGUAUCUCCACUAGCGAGCCAAGGUUUAAUGAGGCAGUCCAUUCGGGCUUAUUAGCGGGUCAGGAAACCCUGCUCAAUUCUGCAGCCAUGGACCCGGAACCAGGACGUUAUGUGGAAGACGAAUAUUAGAACAUAGUACAUUAGUAGUAAAUUAAUACAUUAGAACCUCACUUUGUAACUGCGAACACGAUCAAUCAGGGAAGAAAUAACCUGGCAUGGUGAAUCUCAGCUGAAAUUCUUGAUUCUUGCAACAUAUCAUGCAGAUGCUGUCAGAUAAACAGCCGUAUACAGCGUCAGCAUAAUUCAAUUCAAUAUCACAGAUUAAUUAGAAGUAUUAGUCUAUAAAAAAAACUAGCCUGCCGGGCUUAUUUUUUUGUAUAAAAUGUUUAAAUUGUGUAAAGUGUUUAAAUAAGAAGAAACUAGCCUGGAAAUUUGCAGAACUUUUUUUUUAGAAAAGAUCUUGUUGAGUUUACCCAUCUUUCCAACGCUUGGACUUCACCUCUGGUCCAGGGACGUCGUUAUGGCCAUUCCAGAAUGUUCUCUGAGAAUCACAUUACUUAUGCCGUAAAAAAAUAACAACCGGUUGAAGAGUUCUGCGAAAAACACUGGCGGGGGUGUUUUAACGGGCCUCGCUCUGCACAUCAGCAAAGGUCCCGUCGGAGCUGCUCUCUUCCUCCCCAAUCGCAUCAGUUACGUGGAGCCGAAAACAGCUCGGCGCACGCGGAGUAAUGAGGGAGAAAGGAGUGGACAGGAGCCAGGCCGGACCCUGCGUGGCACGCCAGCAGAAGGCAUGGCGGAGUGCGCCCUCUGAUGUACGGAGCCAUUCGCUUGGCACAAAUGGCACCUGUAUUUAUUUACAUCCUCAUAACAGCUGUAAAUGUAACGAUACUGUGAGGUCUUAAAAGCCAUUGUGUUCUAUGCGAUAUUUAUGUUAGCUAUUUAAAGAAGCAACAUAUUUAUGCAGAAUUUUUUGGGGGUAAUAUUUAAUUUAAUAUCAGUUGUAAUUUAUUGUCCCGUGGCUAUUGGGGGGGUGACACAGUGAGAGGAGGAGUUCUUAAUCCCGAACUGCACGGAUACAUGGGAUGUUUUGUUUUUAUUAUUAUUAUUAUUAUUAUUUUCCAGUGCCCUGAUUUUAAGGGUGCUGCUCUUCCUGCUUUGCUUUCUGUGUAAACUUACUUCUACAUCACCGAAUAAGCAUUUGGUCUGUAAGCGUCUCUUCUUAUCCAUCUAUGCAAAACUUGGAGCGAAUUUAUCUCAUGAAGCGUUGGCUGAAACAAAGUCCAUUUUGUAUUGCUUUUUCCUAAAAAAAAAAAAAAAAAAAAAAGUUGAGAUAAAACAAAAAAAACUCAGCCUGGGUCCCUUGCAAGUGGCUUUUUAAUCCAUAUAUCUAGCACAGGAAACAUGCGGCUCACGUCGCUGGUGAAGUCGUUCGAUUUUUAAGCCGUCAUGGAGCAAUUUUCAGCCACUUGCAUUUGCAGUUUUAUCUCUGACUGCAUUGGAUACUCCUACAUCACCAGACUUUAUGAACAAACAGACUCUGUUCCCAGAAAAACGGGGGCACAUGCUAGUGGUCCACACCCCCUCACCUAGGAGAACAUUUCGAAGCAUCCUGGGGACCUUAGGACCAUCAUCUACACUGGGGCUGACAGGGUUGUUCGUUCGCUGCACAUCACCUCCACAUCCCGUUUGUGCUUUGCCUCUUUAUCAAAGCGUUUAAGAAGCCAUUUGCUGAUCAUCUCGCAUCCUGGGGCUGAAAGCGCAGACGCCGUCGUACAGAGGCGGUUCCUGAGCCCUGAACCAGACUGCGCUAACAGGUGGAAUGACUUCUCACGAAUGGGUAGUUUUUGUCUCUCUGUGUUUGGGCCGUCCUGUGAAAGGAACAGGCCAGCAUGGUACGCAGGGGUAUGUUAAACAUUCGGCAGAAAAACUCCUUCAGGUGUCUACGUCGAGCGUACUCUGAAUGUGAAAACACGUUUGUACUCUUUUGAAUCCAGUGGCACAGGAAAUAAAACAAUGCAAAGCCAA
Paramormyrops kingsleyae is the source of this 6131-nucleotide messenger RNA. NCBI's taxonomy places the organism in Eukaryota, Metazoa, Chordata, Actinopteri, Osteoglossiformes, Mormyridae. The record is from RefSeq and is a predicted model, not a curated record.